Messenger RNA from Amoebophrya sp. A120, 1286 nucleotides. The record is from the annotation of a GenBank genome assembly. NCBI's taxonomy places the organism in Eukaryota, Dinophyceae, Syndiniales, Amoebophryaceae.
GUCCUGCACGUCGCUGCGCUCUUGAACCCACAAUCGGAAGUGCAGCUAUGGUGGUUGACAUUCGCUCCGGAUUACUUGGUGCCGCACAGCGGAUCGCAAACUAGUACGGCAGUAUCUACUUCCAUUUCGCCUUUCGCCUUCGCUGUGCGCGUUGGACCUGCGGGGAGUCCGGUUGACGAUGGAGAUGGACCCGAUCAAGCAGAGGACGGUGAACAGGACGACGAACCGUCGUCGGAGGCUGCCGAAGAAGUUGAAGAGCACCACCAGCAGGAAUUGUGGAAAUUGCUGCAGAACACGCCUGAAGGAAAGAAUAAGAGACGGAAGCGAGUGACUUUCCCAAUCACGGAAUCACAGAAAAAAAUAUUUCCAAAUAGGGAUUAUAUUUAAAAAGAGUACUAGCUGCGGUGUGCAUUUCGAAUAAAGAAGGGUGUCAGUUACAGUUUCUUUCUCCUUUUCUGUCAAAAAUUUGUUGUGUCAUGAAGUUGUAGGGCGAGGACCACAUAGAUACGAAUGAAAACGUGAGCAUCGCAGACCAGAAAGUGGCCGUGCUCUGGAGACAGAACAAAGAUCUGUGUUAUGAAGAGAUUUGUUUAAUAUGCCAGUGAAACUCGGAACACGGCAUGAUGUAUAAAGAAAGUAGCGGCGAAAUUCGCUACUGCACGAAAGAGCGAUCUCGUCUUUGGCGCUCCAUGCAUAAUUCCUCACGUGCGACAUGUAGAAUCGUCACUCGCUUUUGUGUCAUAACCAAGUGGCUCAAAAAAUGGGAGAAGCACAACGAAGGGUCGAAGUCUCAGGUGACACAGAGGAUUGCGCGCAGCUUCCGCUCCGAACAAAAGGACGUCCACGUCGCAAACAAGAAUACCACAGCGGAACGGACCUCAGCAAGUUCUCAUCUUGUACAAAAGAAUGCCAAUCCUAGCACCGAUGCUAGCUACAACUUGGCACAACGUGGUACGGAAAUGCAAAUGCCGGCCAGCUCCAAGAACACGGACGGCGUAGUCGCUGACGUCUCGGACGAGGCGCGAUCUGAAACUGCAGCACAUCUACAUCUAGCUGAUGUUUACGCGGUCCAUGCAAAUACGGCGGACCCGCCGGACGACGAGAUUGAAGAUACUCCGAAUGUUGUUCGAGCUCGUCCUCUUCGUGAGUUAGAGACCGGCGAGAGUGAUAAAGGGCCGCAUCAUGAACCUCGCUUCGCUGAAGUAUUAAGGCCGUCGCGCACAGUGCCUUCUGGUCAUCACCUUUCCACAGAAGUAGACACUGCUGCUGUUGUUGUCUACCGCGAG